Tripterygium wilfordii is the source of this 2699-nucleotide messenger RNA. RefSeq names its product mitogen-activated protein kinase kinase kinase 1-like. Bases 136 to 1941 code for a protein of 601 amino acids. The transcript is spliced from 9 exons. Gene Ontology annotation, molecular function: protein kinase activity; ATP binding. Gene Ontology annotation, biological process: protein phosphorylation. Lineage: Eukaryota; Viridiplantae; Streptophyta; Magnoliopsida; Celastrales; Celastraceae. The record is from RefSeq and is a predicted model, not a curated record.
GCAGAUGGAAAUUGAAGUUUGACACGGAGCAGGUGCAUUUAUCAUUGUCCGAUAGACAACAGCGCCGCCGUCAACUCCUUGAAUAUCUCCCAACCGUAUUUGGAAGCCCGAGAAGCAAGCAAGAAAGGGAAGUCGAUGAUGGAAGCUAAUAAGCACAAGAAACGUCUCGUACCGAGACUCGAUCGCCGAAACGCCGUCAAGAACAUCGAAUACGAACCCUCCUCCUCUUCCUCUUCCUCUUCCUUGGACCACCUGUCGCCCAAGCUCAGGACUCGCUCGCUUGAGCUCGACAGCAAAACCAGCUUUAGAGUUAAUGGAAUCGACGGCGAGUUCGACUUAAUCUGCCGAAGCUUGGGGUUUUCGGGCCCCGAGGAUUUUGCUAUCCCCACCUCGGUUUGGGAGGCCAUGAAGGAGCGGUCUUCUUCUGAUAUCGGCUUUCGAUUGCAGGAUAAGGUUGACGAUUUCGUUGAACCGGAUGGUUUAUCGGAUGAAUUCAAAGCUCGACUAGUGGUUGGUGGAAAUUUCGAGACAGAAAUUGAGGAUUCUGAGUUGAGGAAUCCUUCAAAUUUAGCUAAUUUUGUUGUUAAUCGAGCGCUUGCAAAGUUAAAAAGUGAUUCCAAGUUAGCUAAAUUGGAGAGUAGAGUUGGAAAUGGUGGUGACGCUGGGCCAUCUGAGUUGGUUGGUAUGUUGAAUUCGGCCACCGUCGGUACUUCCGUGGCUGGUGGAGGAAGGAUUAGGGGUGUAAGGCCGCGAGCUUUGGCGCCGCCACCGGUGAAGUUGCCGCCGGUGAUAGAUACUGUAAGCUCAACCUGGGAUAUUAUGAGGUCUUUUGCUCCCGAUGUUGAUGAUAACUUGAAUUCACCAGCGCCAGCUGGGGAUGCUAGCUCUUCGGAUGAAGAGGAAAAGGAAGUUGAGAAGAAUGAGGCAGGUGAUGAUAUAAUUGUCGAAGCUGUAAAAGAGGAGUUGAAUGGGGUUAGGAUAAAAGAGGAUGAUGUUCUCUCCGAACCUUGUGCUACUUCGAAUGAUGGUGGUGGCGAUGUCCCCAGUGAGAUUAUGGAGCCCGGGUAUAUCAUUUCUCCUGAUGGGAAAUUAAGACGGAGUAUCUCAUCAUGGCAAAAGGGAGAGCUUUUGGGGAGUGGAUCUUUUGGAACAGUUUUUGAAGGUUACACUGAUUAUGGAUUCUUUUUUGCUGUAAAGGAGGUUUCGUUGCUGGAUGAAGGAAGCCAGGGCAGGCAGAGUAUUUUACAACUUCAGCAGGAGAUCUCUCUUUUAAAGCAGUUCAAACAUGAGAAUAUAGUUCGAUAUCUUGGCACAGACAAGGAUGAGACUAAGCUGUAUAUCUUCCUUGAGCUAAUCACAAAGGGCUCACUUGCGAAACUCUAUCAUAAAUACCACCUAAAGGACUCCCAAGUCUCUGUAUACACAAAGCAGAUUUUAAAUGGUUUGAAAUAUCUUCAUGAGCGGAACGUAGUGCACAGGGAUAUCAAAUGUGCCAAUAUUUUGGUACAUGCAAAUGGAUCUGUUAAACUUGCUGAUUUUGGAUUGGCAAAGGCAACAAAACUAAACGAUGUUAAAUCUUCCAAAGGGACUGCUUUGUGGAUGGCCCCAGAGGUCGUUAAUUUAAAGAACCAUGGCUAUGGACUUGCUGCUGAUAUAUGGAGUCUUGGAUGUACUGUGCUAGAGAUGUUAACUGGUCAACCUCCUUACUCUCACUUGGAAGGUAUGCAAGCUUUAUUUAGAAUUGGCAGGGGUAUACUUCCUCCAGUUCCCACUUCCUUAUCAGGAGAUGCUCAAGAUUUUAUUUUCAAAUGCUUACAAGUAGACCCAAAUGAUCGACCUACUGCUGCUCAGCUGUUGGACCAUCCAUUUGUCAAUAGGCUAUUUCAAACUCCAUCUGGUGCUGCUUCCCCUCAUUCUAAUGGCUUACAUGAAGACUUUUGAUCAACCGAGAUCUGUUAUAGGAUGAAAGUCUGCAUAUUCUGCGUCAUUGAUCUUCUGUGAAAUUUUUUUUUUGUGCGCAUAUUAUGGAUUGCAUGGAUGAUAUAAAGGCACAAUGUCGCCAACCGUGCUAGAUUUUGGAAAAAGAUUGCCAAGGGCAUUGCUGCUGUUAAUGCAAACGCCAAGUAGGCAUUACAUAGCAAACUCACACCUCCAGAUGAUUCUUUGCGUUGGAGCUAAACAGUACGGGCUCUGUGGAAGCAUUGUGACCCAUGAAUAGUUUCAUGCAAAUAUUGUUUGUUUGUGCAGUUUGCUUGCUUUAUCUACCAUUUUGUGAAGCAGAGAGAGCCCAGAGGUUUGUCAAUCCGUUAAAGUGGAAAGGGAACCUGAGGUCACAUGACUGGGCAAACCACCCAAAUGAAUCUCUUGCUGCCCGCCCACAAUGUCUUGGCAGAUGCAUCUGGGCUCGAAGAUUGGGGAGACUCAUUAGCUGAAGGGGAAAUGAAACCCUAAUUUCUUCGGCUGAGGAGUAAGAGAGGGUAGGGAGAUUGGAGGUUUUAGCUUUUAGUUUUUACCUUCCCCCAAUGGGUAGGUGGGGGAGCGCAUUGGUUAUGUACAUUAAUUAAUUUGUGUGCAUAUGUAUGUAUAUGUAUAUAUGUGCGUCUUAUAUGAGAAUAUGAGAAGAAAUACACUCAGAGAAUGUGUAAACUGACUUAUUCCUCGAGUGCAAAGAGUUCACAAGCACGCUUCUGAAUUUCUUC